Diabrotica balteata is the source of this 927-nucleotide messenger RNA. The record is from the annotation of a GenBank genome assembly. Lineage: Eukaryota; Metazoa; Arthropoda; Insecta; Coleoptera; Chrysomelidae.
UGUUAGCAGUUAGUUAGUUCUCGGAGUUAGUUUGUAAACGUACCGUUGGAACAUUGUUCCUUAAAAAUGGCAAAAGAAUCUAGAAGCAAAAAAGGGAAUGGUGCUGUCACUACAUAUCUUAUACUUUAUAAUGGAUUACAAACAUUAGGUUGGUCAUAUCUUCUAUUUCAAGUAAUUAUAUAUUAUUUAUUCGGAUCGACGAAGUCUCUCUACGAUACAGUACAAUGGACAGUUAAUAUAUUCCAGAAUUUGGCCGUGUUGGAGGUGUUGCAUGCAGCUAUAGGAAUAGUGAAAUCAAAUCCCAUCAUCACGGCUGUUCAAGUAGCUUCAAGAGUAGUUGUGGUGAUCGGUGUUCUGAUAGCUACGCAAGCGCCUCGGGACUCUAUAGGUUUAACUUUGUGUCUUCUGGCUUGGUCCAUCACAGAAAUUAUUAGAUACUCUAUGUAUGCUCUCUCAUUAGUGAAUGCAGUGCCAUAUUUUUUGACUUGGUUAAGGUACUCUUUGUUCGUCGUGUUGUACCCUAUAGGAAUUACAGGAGAAUUACUAUGUUUAUAUUGGGCUCAAAAGGAAGUCGCAGAAAAUAAUUUGUAUUCGAUUACCAUGCCAAAUGUAUUUAAUGUUAUAUUCAAUUAUCAACACGUUCUUAUUUUUACGAUGUUGUUGUACAUUCCAUUCUUUCCACAACUUUACGGUCACAUGUUCACUCAAAGGAAGAAAGUACUAGGAGGAAAGAAAAAAGAGUAAGGCUGUUCUAAAUGUUCUCACUAUCGAUGAUCUAUUUUUGUUAAUUUUUAUGAUUUUUAUUUAAUUUAUUUAAACUGCUUCUAUUGUUGAGUGGUUGAAUACAGUAACAUUUUUAUAUUCUCAAUGAGCCGUGAUGUUAUAUGACAUGAUGAAUUAAUUAUUAAAUAAACAUGAACAAAUCGA